GAAAAAUUAUUUUACUUCCGUAAAAAUUGGUGUGUUGGCAGAUUUUUUCUAUUUCUUAGCGAUACUUACAUCCAUGUUUACCUGUACAACUGUGUCACAAUGUUUGCAAAGUUGAAAAAGAAGAUCCAAGAAGAAGGGGGCGGGGCCCCACCAUCUUCCCCAGGGGAGGGUGAGAAAAGACAACUGUCCCCUGGGCCAGGUCUCGCUAGUCCAGUCGCAGAUGAAGGUGCUAAAGCUACUGGACUAGGACUUUUUCCAAAUAAAUCGCCAUCUAAAGAUUCAGAGGCUUCUGCACAGUUAGAUACAGGGCAUUCCAAAGAGACAAAGGAUGAGGUCCUGGCAUUGUUGGUGAAGCGCACGGAUCAAGUAAAGAAAUUAGAGUCAAAGAUAAGUGAACUAGCUGCCUUGAUAAAAGAGAAAAAUAAAUAUGCAGAAAAAUUAGAAAUAUCCUUGGAAAAACAGCAAGAUGAAAGUAUUGCUAAACAAAAAGAAAUGCAGGAGGAUUUCAAAAAGAAAAGCAAUCAAAUGACAGAGAGUUUCACCCUAGCAUUGGAUAAAAAAGAUGAUGAUUGGAAGAAAAAAAUUGCUGAAAUAGAAAAGGAGAAAGAGAAUUUACAAAAAAGUCUGGAAAAGGCGGAGGAAUAUCGCAUGAAAUAUUUCAAGAAGGAGGAAGAAUCAGAGGAGAUGGAGGGAUUAACUACUCAGGAAUUAGCAAAACUCAAGCAUAUGCUCUUAAACAAGGAUCAACUGCUAGAAAAAACAGAAAGUAACCUCAAAGAAAAAACAGAAGCUCUAGUCAUAUCAGAGAAGUCCCUCAAAGAACUGCAAAACAUAUGUGAGAAAUUAAAAAUGGAGGUUGACGACUCAAAAAUACAGAAGCAAAGGUGUGAGGAGGAGAGCCAGCAACAUUACACAACAAUACUUGGUCUCAGGGCUGAAAAAGAAGCUUUGGCUAAACAGCUGGAAACUGCUACAGAGACGUUGUCUCAGAAAACUAAACGAUUGUCAUCACUAGAACAGACGCUGACUGACAUGGAGAAUGAUUUCCAAACUUUGCAAAGAAACUAUGAUUUAUUUCAAAAUAAGCAUGCAGUAGAUGUAGAGGAGAAAGAUAGUCAUAUACAACAUGUGCAAGAGCGUGUCAUCUUACUUGAGCAGAGACUUAAGGAUACAACUCUUAGUGGAGAUGAGCAUCUUACAGCUCUUCAAACGGAGAGAACCAACUUGGAGAAGAAACUUGAGGAAUCGCGUCAGCAGCUUACUGAAGUGAAAAGUGUUUGGAGUGAGAAAAUAUCCCAUCUUGAAUCACAGAUCUCCAAUUUGAAUGCCAAGAUAGUUGAAGACAGUGAAGACUUCAAGGGAAAGCAACAGGAAAUGGAAACCAUGAAGGCCAAUUUUGAAAAACAGAUUGAGUCGCUGCACAGUAAGCUCGAGGCAGCUGAAACAAAGGUGCUACGAACCAAUGAGAUUGUAGAUGAGAAAGAUCGCCUGCUAGAAAAACAGAAAUUGACACUGGAGAAUGAGACAUUGCGUGCUCGAGAGAUGUCAUCUGAAAGUGAGGCUUUAUUACGAGAGGAAGUGCACACACUCAAAUCUAAAAUAACUUCGCUGGAACAUAAUUUAGAGAAGACCAAAAGAGAACAUGAGGAUGAGAAAGUAAAGUUACAUUCCUCGCAGGAUGAUUACUUAGAACGUGAAAUUGAGACUGAAAGGCAGAUUACAACAUUAGAGGACCAAUUACUAACAGUGAAGGGAGAGUUAAAAGUAGCUACAAAGGAGUGCAGUAGAAUCUCAGCUCAGAUGCAGGAGUGCAAGCGACAAAAUGAACAGCUUGAAUCAAAGUUUGCUAGUGUUGAGAAAGAACUGUCCGAGACCCAUGACCAAUACCAGUCUCUGGAUAGGAAAUACAAGAACAAGUGUCUAGAAUACCAAGAAUGCAAUACAGAACGGGACCAGCUAAUGUUGAGAAAUGCGGAGUUGUCACAAAAUUGUGAACAUUUGAAAAAAUCCAAAUCGGAAGAAAUAAAUUCACAUCAAAAUGAAAUUGAGGCUCUACAGCUGGAAAUUCAGGAGAAAUCAGCGAAAAACAAAGAUUUAGAAGUGAAACUCGGAGACCUCCGUAGUAAUAUAGUGCAAUACCAAACAAAGAUUGAGCAACAAGAGACGAAGCAGGUGGCAGCACUGUCUGCAAUGGAGUCAACAGAGAUCCAACGCCACAAAACAGAGAUAUCAUCUCUUGAGGACCAAUUGGCAGAAAAAAAUAAAGCAAUAAAAAUGCAGCAACAAAGACUGACAGAUCUUAAGAAAACCCUUCAACGGGAGCUCAAAGUUCAAUCCUUACCUUCAGAUGAAUCAAAUGGCACAUCAAACUCUCCUAGGGAUUCCCCUAGCAACAAUAGGAAAUUCCCUAGCAAUGGGAGUCAAAAUAAACACACAGUGCCAUCUAUAGGAAAUAAUUCUAAAAGUGAACAAUCCGUAAACUCAAUUAUACGGGAAAAGGAAAAAACACCACCAGCAGUCAUUGAACAAACUACAAUAAAACAAGAUGCUUUAAUGCGGAAUGUUGUCACAAAUGCUGAUCACAGAGACUCAUUUGAAAAUGCUCGUGAACACUUAGAUGUAAACUUUGAGUACCUCAAACAUGUUGUGAUGAAGUUUAUGCUGAGUAAAGAAACCGAGGCAGUGCAUUUAAUUCGUGCAAUCAGCAUCCUAUUAAAGCUGAACCAAAAUGAACAGAGACUAAUGAAAGACACGCUAGAGUACAAAAUGAGUUGGUUCGGAUCAAAGCCAAAUCUAGGGAAAGGACAAACAGCGAAAGUUAUUCCACCGUCUUACUGAGUCAAAAACCACAGUAGCAACAGAGUCAUUAAUUGUUUAAUAACUAUCAUAAAGUUGAGAAAACCUUCCCAUCAUCACGCACAGCCGGACAAACUUCUAUGAUAUUAACAUCAAAUUGGACCAUCAUUAAAACCUUUGCUUGAUAUGUAAUGUAUGUAUGAUGAUAGGAUAUAUGUAAAUUAAAAAAUUAAUGUAACGAUUCAUAUGAGAUUCUGAUUUCUCUUCGUUUAAAGAGGGCGCUCCAAAAAUUGAAAGUGUUUUAAAUGAUAUGCAGUAACCAUUUUAUAAAAGAGGUCAUAUUUGUCUAUUUGUGAGAUUCUUCAUGUUUUGGGAAUCAUGUUUUGAUGUUACAGGAUUGAAGAGAAAAUCUAUGAAAGC
This is a messenger RNA of Owenia fusiformis, 3216 nucleotides long. NCBI's taxonomy places the organism in Eukaryota, Metazoa, Annelida, Polychaeta, Sabellida, Oweniidae. The record is from the annotation of a GenBank genome assembly.